GAGAUAUUUGUCGCGCGGCUUCGCUAGUUGCUGCUGGAGACUUUCUCCAGCUCUCUUGUGUUUUUGAGAGAGAGAGAGAGAGAGACAGAGAGAGAGAGAGCGCGAGCCUGAGCCUGUUCGACCCUCCGACUCAUCUUGGGGAGCGUCUCCAAAGGAGUUUCCUCUGCAGGAUCCAGAUGGCAGGAAGACGAGUCCCUCGUCACCUUAUAAACAAUGGGCAUCGAGGUUUUCCCCCAGGAAUGCAUGAAGGACCUCCAAUUCCAUUGGGUCCAAUGCGAGGACCACCUCACCCACAUCCUGCUGCACUUGAGGAGGAGCUUGAAAUUCAGCAUGAAGAGAUUCGGAGGCUUCUAACUGACAACAGGCGGCUAGCUGAAGAUCGAAUGGCAUUGCAACAUGAACUUGUUGCUGCAAAAGAAGAAUUGCACAACCUUGGUCAGCUGAUACCUAAACUUACUGCAGAAAAAGAAAUGCAAACUAGGGACCUGAUUGAGAAGGGAUUGAAGCUUGAGGCUGAUUUACGAGCUUCUGAACCUCUGAAAGCUGAAGUCCUGCAAUUAAGGGCUGAAGUUCAGAAGCUGGAUGCAAUCAGGCAGGAGUUGUCUGCUCAAAUCCAGGGCCUGACGCAGGAUUUGACCAGGAUGCAAGCAGAGAACCAGCAGAUACCUGCUCUUAGGGCUGAUGUAGACGGCCUUCGCCAGGAGCUUAUCAGAGCAAGAACAGCUUUUGAAUAUGAGAAGAAGGCCAAUGUGGAACACAUGGAACAGAAGCAAGCUUUGGAGAAAAAUCUUGUUUCCAUGGCACGUGAAGUAGAGAAAUUACGAGUUGAACAUUCUGCUUUAGAUAAGAGAUCCUGGGCUCCUGGAGCUGGGGGCUAUGGGAUGGUGAAGGGAAGUCCAGAACUGGGAUAUCCGGGGGCUUAUGCUGAUAGACUUGGAAGUGAGAAGGAUCAUUUGUAUGGCUCUGGUUCAUGGGGAGCCUAUGAGAAGCGUAGCCUUCCUCGCCGUUGACCGUUGACACCUCUUUUGCUUUUUCCUAACAAUUAUCCUCGAGGUAUGGAUGGAAGUUUAGCUUGUGGAAUUGGAGAGAGAUUCUCAUCAAACAGAGGGAGGGUACGGUUAGCUGCGUUGCACAUGAGUGCUCUUGUUGAUGCUGCUUUGCAAAUGCCUCGCCUCUUGAAUUAGGCUUGGACGGCCUGUGCUCUUCUAAUUAUGAGAGGUGUACACAGAAUUUAUUCAUAGUUUUCUAAGUUUCUUGAGUUAUGUUCGUGGAUCACUUGCCAGCGUCUGCAACACUGAAUUUUCUUAUUUUUCUCUGCUUUGCGCCCAUAACAUUUCCUUUUAUUCUGCCGUUUUGGUCAAUCAAAGUGAACGUUAUCUGGCUUGUGAUUA
Nymphaea colorata (pocket water lily) is the source of this 1391-nucleotide messenger RNA. RefSeq names its product protein FLX-like 3. The transcript is spliced from 4 exons. The coding region runs from base 177 to 1010 and encodes 277 amino acids. Lineage: Eukaryota; Viridiplantae; Streptophyta; Magnoliopsida; Nymphaeales; Nymphaeaceae. The record is from RefSeq and is a predicted model, not a curated record.